UACUGUAAUCACAUUAUGAUCGGCAAAAAAGAGCUUAUUAGAAUAAUGUCAACUUUGGCUGCAGCCAGUAAUGCUUUUGCUUUUCUAAGCACACCCCACACACCUCACACUGACUGUGAAGUGCUGCCCCUAGCCUUUGGAAUUACCUCGACCCUGAGCGUCAAGCCUGCCGGGACGGGCAGGGAGACACUCGGAGAGACCUGUUUGACAACUCCUCUGGGACGCUUCCUGCGAGUGUUCAGCCCAUUGUGCCAUAAUGCGCUAACAGCACAACGUUGUCUUUACUUUCAUUCCUGUGUUUCAGCGUCUUACCUGACCGCCUGUUCAAUCAAGGAUCCUAAAAUCAACGAAUGUGUCGUAAGGAAGGGGCGAGCUGCCAUUCCAUUCAUCAUCAACGGAGACCCUAAGUACCGGGUGCCCAACAUGAACCCCAUGGUGAUCCCUGAGCUGGCGCUGUGGCAAGGCACGAGCGCGGUGGGCCUGAAGCUCGCAUGGAAGAAUGCAGAGAUACAUGGGCUCAAGGACGCUGAUUUUCUGGAUUGCGAGUGAGUACUUGAGGUCAGCUGCAGUGGGAGG
Molecule: messenger RNA, 576 nt
Organism: Frankliniella occidentalis (western flower thrips)
Lineage: Eukaryota; Metazoa; Arthropoda; Insecta; Thysanoptera; Thripidae
Exons: 2
Coding region: 16-549 (177 amino acids)
Source: RefSeq, a predicted model, not a curated record